AUGCCGCUGGGGGUCCCUCUGAGGAAGUACCUGUUCAUUGUAUCCACGUCCUUCUUGUGCAUGGCCAUGGGGUCUUGCUGUGUCCACCUGGUCAUGAAGCCCGAGAUGAGGGAGCACGACAUUUCGAAGCACUUGCAGAAUCGGAACAGCGCCAUCCAGGAGGUGCAGCGGGAGAUCCUCCGCCGGAAGACGUCCUAG
Messenger RNA from Plasmodium coatneyi, 198 nucleotides. RefSeq lists its product as uncharacterized. The record is from RefSeq and is a predicted model, not a curated record. Gene Ontology annotation, biological process: mitochondrial respiratory chain complex III assembly. The transcript has a single exon. NCBI's taxonomy places the organism in Eukaryota, Apicomplexa, Aconoidasida, Haemosporida, Plasmodiidae. The coding region runs from base 1 to 198 and encodes 65 amino acids.